AUGGGCAAUACACCAGCGAAAGAAACACGUUCUCCAUCGGGAUCCUUUUCAAAAGACAAUGUAGCAUCGCCCAAAUCUCUGGUCGGCUUGUCUAAAAGAAAGAAAGAGAGAGAUAGGGAAAAACGAAGACAAAAGGAACAGCAUAUGCUGGAUCUAAUUGUUCGCUAUCAGGAGAAUGUAGAUGGAGACUAUCUAGCACCAUAUGGAAACUAUAAAGAUGGUCUGAAUUAUAAAACAGAUGUUGUUCGAGAAUUGAUAAUUGAGAGAAAGCUCGCUCCAUUUUAUACACCAUUGGAAGAUUUUGACGAAAACUGGACAGACAGUGAACUUCUCAGUCGCCUCAAGCGCCUGAAACUACAUGCACCAACAAGUGAGUCAUUUUUGGAUGAGGAUGAAGAUCCAGAUGAUCAUAAAAUACAUCAAAGUGCUAGUUCCAUGCGAAGAAAAGAACAUAAGGCAUUCAAACGUCAUCUUUCCGAAAUGUCAAUAAAGUUCCAGCGUGAUGCAGAGUCUCGAUUUACUAGAGACAAAUCAGUGAGUGAAAGCGGGAUCAAAAGUUAUCCGAACAUCCCCUCAGACGACCUUCUGUUGACGCUAUACCGGAACGCUGUUGAAUGUCCCAUAUGUUUUCUUUAUUACCCUCCGAACCUCAAUUUGUCGAGAUGUUGUGUUCAACCAAUAUGUACGGAAUGUUUUGUUCAAUUGAAACGCUUAGAUCCACAUCCACCUCACGACGAAGGAGCUGCGCCUAAUACUUCGAGUGAUUCGGAGAAAAUUGCUGAAGAGCUUAUUAGCGAGCCAGUGAAUUGUCCGUUCUGUGCAAUGUCUGAUUUUGGCGUGACUUACUCGCCGCCUAACCUAUGGACUGGUAUCGGCGGACGACCGCCGAGAGAUUUCAAUUUUAUACCACAUGUGAUUCACGAAGAUCCCGAAACCAACCAGGGUCCUAGUCGUUCUCGCGAAUAUCAAAGGAAAGCUUCUCUUAGCUAUGCGAUGACGAAGUCUCACUCUGCAUCAGGCACUCCACCUAAAAAGUCUACUAUAUUCUCGGAGUACAGGACGAACCAAGGUCAAAAGAGUUUUGAGGACUCAGUGUCCAUAAAUUCUAAGAAUAGUGAUAAUAGUUCUCAAACCAAAAACGUUGAAGGUUUUGAUCCUGCACGGAGAAGAAGAGGUUCUCUGCCUGCGACGGCGCCUGGAGUAAUAACAGUGGACCUCAUCCAUCCUGAUUGGGAGCAGAAAUUACUGAAUGCGAAAUCAAAACUGGCAAGGAGAUCUGCUGCUGCAACUGCUUUGCAUGCGUCAUCUUUAAUCUAUGACCGAGAUGAAUCUCAGCAUACGUAUACGAGCAGGCUCGAAAGGUCGUACCGGAGAAGCGAUAGCUCAAAUGGGAAUGAUCACAAUAGUCAUACAAGCAUUGAAGAAAGAAUGAUAGAAGAAGCUCUCAAGUUGUCAUUGCUUGACGAAGAAGAAAGAAAGUUGAAAGAGCGUUUGAAGAGAUAA
Molecule: messenger RNA, 1503 nt
Organism: Ogataea parapolymorpha DL-1
Lineage: Eukaryota; Fungi; Ascomycota; Pichiomycetes; Pichiales; Pichiaceae
Product: Protein SIP5
Exons: 1
Coding region: 1-1503 (500 amino acids)
Cellular component (GO): cytoplasm
Source: RefSeq, a predicted model, not a curated record